Molecule: messenger RNA, 1323 nt
Organism: Budorcas taxicolor (takin)
Lineage: Eukaryota; Metazoa; Chordata; Mammalia; Artiodactyla; Bovidae
Gene: GCNT3
Product: glucosaminyl (N-acetyl) transferase 3, mucin type
Exons: 1
Coding region: 1-1323 (440 amino acids)
Cellular component (GO): membrane
Molecular function (GO): acetylglucosaminyltransferase activity
Source: RefSeq, a predicted model, not a curated record
AUGAAGAUGACUGGGUGGAAGAAGAAGCUCUGCCGGGGGCAUCAUCUGUGGGCCCUGGGCUGCUAUAUGCUGCUGGCCGUUGUUGCUCUGAGGCUUUCUCUCAGGUUGAAAUGUGAUGUAGAUUCCUUGGAUCUGGAGUCCAGGGACUUCCAAAGUCAGCAUUGUAGGGAUGUUUUGUACAAGAACCUGAAGCUGCCAGCAAAGAGAUCCAUCAACUGUUCCGGGAUCACACGAGGGGACCAGGAAGCGGUGGUCCAGGCUCUCCUCGACAACCUGGAAGUCAAGAAGAAGCGGUUGCCUUUCACUGACACCUAUUACCUCAACAUAACCAGGGACUGUGAGCAGUUUAAGGCCCAAAGGAAGUUCCUACAGUUCCCACUGAGCAAAGAAGAGCUAGACUUCCCCAUUGCAUACUCGAUGGUGGUCCAUGAGAAGAUUGAAAACUUUGAACGGCUGCUGCGAGCUGUGUAUGCCCCUCAGAACAUAUACUGUGUCCAUGUGGAUGUGAAGUCCCCAGAAACUUUCAAAGAGGCAGUCAAGGCCAUUAUUUCCUGCUUCCCCAAUGUCUUCAUGGCCAGUAAGUUGGUCCCCGUGGUUUAUGCCUCCUGGUCCAGAGUGCAGGCCGACCUGAACUGUAUGGAAGAAUUGCUCCAGAGCUCGGUGCCAUGGAAAUACUUACUGAAUACAUGUGGGACAGACUUCCCCAUAAAGACCAAUGCUGAGAUGGUCCUGGCCCUCAAGAUGUUGAAUGGGAAGAACAGUAUGGAGUCUGAGAUACCUUCUGAGUACAAAAAAACUCGCUGGAAAUACCACUACGAGGUGACAGACAGACUGUCCCUAACUAGCAAGAUGAAGGACCCUCCCCCUGAUAAUUUACCUAUGUUCACGGGGAAUGCCUAUUUUGUGGCUUCUCGAGCCUUUGUCCAACAUGUCUUAGAGAACCCCAAAUCCCAAAGACUGAUUGAAUGGGUCAAAGACACCUAUAGCCCCGACGAACACCUCUGGGCCACCCUUCAGCGUGCUCCAUGGAUGCCUGGCUCUGUUCCCUACCACCCCAAGUAUCACAUCUCAGACAUGACUGCCAUCGCCAGGCUGGUCAAGUGGCAGGGCCACGAGGGAGAUGUCAGCAUGGGGGCACCUUAUGCACCCUGCUCUGGAAUCCAUCAGCGGGCCAUCUGCAUUUAUGGGGCCGGGGACCUGCACUGGAUUCUGCAGAACCAUCACCUCUUGGCAAACAAGUUUGACCCAAGGGUGGAUGAUAACGUCCUGCAGUGCUUAGAAGAGUAUUUACGCCAUAAGGCCAUCUAUGGGACUGAACUUUGA